Molecule: messenger RNA, 555 nt
Organism: Morchella sextelata
Lineage: Eukaryota; Fungi; Ascomycota; Pezizomycetes; Pezizales; Morchellaceae
Exons: 1
Coding region: 1-555 (184 amino acids)
Source: RefSeq, a predicted model, not a curated record
AUGGGCUUCAUGAAGACUUGGGAGGACGAAAGGAGGAAAGCUGUUGAAAAAGAAAAAUGGCAGAGUGGGUUGGCAAAAGCGGAAACAGAGAAAGAUCAAGCUCUCGAUCUAUGGAUUCAAUUGAUAGAUGAAUUGCAGAGUGAUUCGAGCAAAGGAAAGAAAAAGAGUGAGAGUAUGUUAGAGAGGGAGAAGCAAGUUAGCAGUGAUCUGCGAAGCAAUAUGAGCAGUAGUUUGGCUAGGAAAAGAAAGAUUGAGAGUACCGGUGAGGGUUUCUCAAGGAAGAGGGCUAUGUCGGAAGGAAGUAGUAAGGACCUGCCGGUCAGGGGAAAUGCAAAAAUGAUGGAGACUAUACUAGAUUCAAAUGAGCGGGGAGACGAGCUUAUGAUCAGCAAAUGGAGUGAGAUUGAGAAGGAGAAAAUGGACCGGUAUGAGCGGAUUAUUGAUAAGAGUAGAGAGCAGCAUGAAGCUGAACAACAGCGGAAGGAGGAAUUUGAUGGUUUAUCAAAGCGGGUUGACCGGGUUUUGGCUCUGUUAGAGAAUGGCCGUGAGCGUUAA